UUUGUGCGACUCCGAGCGCGAGGACAUGACUUCUUCCAGCGGGCUGUAAAGAAACCGGUUCAGUGAUUAAUCCGGAUUAUUCACGCCAUGCCGCUCCGCAGCCUGAUCACAAAAAGAAGUCUGCUGGUACCGUUUAGACAUGUCUUCAGGAGCUUCACCAGUAAAACAGAUGGCGAGGACCGGAUCACAAAAAUACUGAAGGAGAAGUUUCCGCUCGCUUCCUCACUAAAAGUUGUGGACAUUUCAGGGGGCUGUGGUGCAAUGUAUGAAAUACAUAUUGAAUCAGAUGAAUUCAGAGGGAAAAGAACAGUGCAGCAACACCAGUUAGUAAAUCAGGCACUCAAGGAAGAGAUUCAAGGAAUGCACGGACUGCGAAUAUUCACAGAGGUCCCAAGAAAGUAGAAUCUACGAUUGUUCACUACACACACAUCCAUUUUAUGCUAUCAGAACUGUUGCACCAGAUUAUUAUAUCUCUAUGCUUCCUUCAAAUAUUUCUAGUAAAUUAUUACAGUAUAUUUUAGAAGUCAGGGAACAGGUAGAAGUCUUUCUAAGAGAAAAUGUGGAAUAUACAAUAUUCCUAUCGUAUUUAGAGGGAGGAAGUCCACAGAAUUUUCAAAGUUUCUGCAUAAUUCAACGAUGGAGAUGUAAACAGAGUGGUUUAGAGAGUUGGACAUGAGGUUACAACAAUUGUAAAUUAGUGGUCAGUAGGGGUGGGCGAUAUGGCUCUAAAAUAAUAUCACGAUAUUUCAGGGUAUUUUUGCGAUAACGAUAUACUUGGCGAUAUAGGAAAACUAAAAUAAUUCAUUUAUUUCAGGAAUAUAGUAUAAUAGUAUAACAGAAUAAUCAUAAUGUGGCAAAAUAAAUAAUAUAGCAUAAAAUAAUAUGAUGCAGUAAAAAAUAUUGCAGAAUAUUUAGUGCAUGCAUAUAAACUGCAAACUAAAACAAUUAUACAAUAAAUACACCUAAAGCUUCACAGUAAAUAAUAGACUAAUUUUAAGACAGAACAUCUCUAUUAUCACGAUAUGGAUUUUUAAUAUCAUGAUAUUUCUGUGUCACGAUAUAUUGUAUACGAUAUAUUGCCCACCCCUAGUGGUCAGUCUUUUUUUUUUUUUUUUUUUUUUAACAUUUUGGGACUAAUUUGUCUCUCUGUUAAGAAUAGAUCAGAAAAAACAUUCUAAUCUUAGAAUCUUUUUUUCUACCACUACUGUGAACAUUUCUAACUCUGUGAGCUCCUCUAGAGUGAAGCUUUCAACAUUUAAUCUUUCUGAAUGUUGGCUUACAUUGUAACAAAGCAAGUUAAGGCAUUUUUACACCUGCUUUUUUUUUUUUUUUACACCUAAAUUGCAGAAAGUUGCCUAGUGUCCAAGUGUUGUGCCGAAUUCUGACUACCAGAAUGAGCAUAACAGAUUCCCCUUGGAUUAUUUGUAUUUCUGUAUAUAAAUUAGGCUUAAUCUACAGUUAACGUAGCUACAGGAAUCACCAUAUUCUGUUAUAUACCCAUAAUGUUGUAUGCUGUGCAUCUGCAUAAAAGGUAGUUGAAUUUCGGCACAACACUAGUUCUCUUUUCUUCUUUUAUGGUUUAAUGGGUGCUUCUAUGGUUUAAAGUCUGAACAAUAUAAAAAAAAAGUGUUUUUACACUGCAAACGGACUGAGCCAGUCACAUCUGCUAUUUAAAAAGUCUGUAACUGAAGACUAGGUCUAAAGAUCUGGACCAAACAAAGUAGAUCUUAAAUAUGCAGACAUUUUGAAAAUGGACUGAAUUCCCGUGUUUGCGUUCUGGUACGGGGUCUUAUAAUUGCUACAGAGUACGCACAAAAUGUGUCUUUAAAAUGCUGUAAUACGCACAAGAGUGAUGCAUUGUAGCACUGCUCGAUAAAGGAACAUCAUUGUAGCCUAAAAAAGAGGUCCUAGCUAGCAAUUAACAGAACAUGAGAAAAUGUCUCUAUGGUUUUGUCAAUAAAAUCGUGAUCUUGUUUAGAUUUAUAGUUUUGUUACUAGUUGAUAAGACGUACAACUGCUGUUUUAUUGCUGUGACUUGUUUUUCCUCUGUGCUGUUAUUGUGUUUAGGAAAUAAAAGCCAUUAAACCACA
Molecule: messenger RNA, 2090 nt
Organism: Astyanax mexicanus (Mexican tetra)
Lineage: Eukaryota; Metazoa; Chordata; Actinopteri; Characiformes; Acestrorhamphidae
Gene: bola3
Product: bolA family member 3
Exons: 4
Coding region: 88-402 (104 amino acids)
Source: RefSeq, a predicted model, not a curated record